Molecule: messenger RNA, 837 nt
Organism: Penicillium lagena
Lineage: Eukaryota; Fungi; Ascomycota; Eurotiomycetes; Eurotiales; Aspergillaceae
Product: alpha/beta fold hydrolase
Exons: 2
Coding region: 1-837 (278 amino acids)
Source: RefSeq, a predicted model, not a curated record
AUGCCAACCCUCCAAACCAAAUCCCAUACACUCCACUACUCCGACACCCACCCCACCAACCCACCUGCCUCGCCAACAUCCCUACCAGCCCUAAUCUUCAUCCACGGCCUCGGCUCAAGCCAGAACUACUAUUUCCCACUGCUGCCCUCUCUAUCCGCUUACCGGUGCAUAACACUCGACACGACGGGCUCCGCGCGUUCGCCCGUCGUCCCCAAUGACAAUGUCUCCAUUGUUGGUAUCGCGGAGGAUGUCAUUGGCGCAAUGGAUGCGCUGAAGAUUCCUGCCGCUGUCGUGGUCGGCCAUUCGAUGGGUGGACUGGUUGUUACCGAGCUAGGUGCGAGGUACCCGGAUCGUGUGCUCGGUGUUGUGGCUAUUGGGCCGACGCAUCCGAAUGAGACGUUGGUUGGUGUUAUGGGCAAGCGGGCGGAGGUUGUUUUGGAGGGAGGAAUGGAAGCAAUGGCAAACACCAUCCCCACCGCCGCCGUCGGCUCACAGAGCACCCCGUUGCAACGCGCCUUCAUCCGCGAAUUAAUUCUCGGCCAACAACCAGCCGGAUACGCUGCUCUUUGCCGCGCCAUUGCUUCCGCGCCGACACCAGACUACGCUGCCGUGCGGGCGCCGUUCCUGUUGAUUGCCGGCGAGGAGGAUAAGAGUGCCUCCAUGGAGGGGUGCAGACAUAUCUAUGAGCAUGUGUCUAGCAAGCUGAAGCAGAUGGAGGUUCUUAAAGGGGUGGGUCAUUGGCAUUGUAUUGAGGCGCCUGAGGAUGUGGGGGGUUUGAUUGCGAGGUUUGUUGGGGAGGUGGCGGUUUGGAGAGGUGAAGAUCAGGGGGAUGUUUAG